This is a messenger RNA of Heterobilharzia americana, 3327 nucleotides long. The record is from the annotation of a GenBank genome assembly. NCBI's taxonomy places the organism in Eukaryota, Metazoa, Platyhelminthes, Trematoda, Strigeidida, Schistosomatidae.
AUGAUAGUCGCUGACGAGGAUGGUGAAACCCUCCGAGUGUACGACCGCUUCUCUGGGGAACAAAUAGACGAUGCACAAGUCGAUGCCAAUGGGUUGAUACAAUUCGAGGAUGGACGAAUGGCAAUCGAGCCCUCUUCCAAACUAGAUAGAUAUGUGAUAAUUCAAGAUCCGAACAGUGAUGAGAAAUUAGUGUUCGACAGACGCACAGGUGGUCAUAUCAGGGAUGCUGUUUACAGUGAAGAUGGACUGAUUCACUUCCCAGAUGGCAGACGUGUUGCACCGGGGUCGACUGACAACAGCUCACAAUACCUGAUCCAUGUUGAUCCUCUGACAAACGAACACCUGGUUUUCGACAGACACACUGGUGAGAUGAUUGAAGGAGCUUCGGUUGAUGCUCACGGUUUGAUAAUUCUGCCCGAUGGUAAAUUGCAUCUAGAUCAAGAUCGAGUCAAGUACAGGUAUAUCGUUUUCGAGGAUACAAACGAAAACUCCACCCUUGUAAUAGAUACGAAAACUGGUCAGAAAAUUCUCGGAGCAGCUGUGUUGGCUAACGGGCUAGUCAGACUACCCGAUGGGAAACUGGUUGCACCAAGCUCAAAUGUAAGUGCGAAUUACAUGGUGGUCGGAACAACAGAAGAGGGUCAAGAUCAAAUGAUUUUCGAUCGUCGGACAGGUGACCAAGUAACAGAUGCUUACUUGGACAAAGAUGGUGUGAUACACUUACCAGAUGGAAGCUUAGCCAUCGCAUCCUCCAUGACCGAAGGUCGCUAUCUAGUAGCACAAGACAAGCUGACAGGAGACCCCGUCAUUUUCGACCGUCGUACUGGAACAGAACUCACGAACGCCACACUCCACCACAACGGUAUGAUCAAGUUGGCGUCUGGACAACUCGUGGCACCCUCAUCCAGAGAAGGCUCUAAAUACAUGAUAGUCGCUGACGAGGAUGGUGAAACCCUCCGAGUGUACGACCGCUUCUCUGGGGAACAAAUAGACGAUGCACAAGUCGAUGCCAAUGGGCUGAUACAAUUCGAGGAUGGACGAAUGGCAAUCGAGCCCUCUUCCAAACUAGAUAGAUAUGUGAUAAUUCAAGAUCCGAACAGUGAUGAGAAAUUAGUGUUCGACAGACGCACAGGUGGUCAUAUCAGGGAUGCUGUUUACAGUGAAGAUGGACUGAUUCACUUCCCAGAUGGCAGACGUGUUGCACCGGGGUCGACUGACAACAGCUCACAAUACCUGAUCCAUGUUGAUCCUCUGACAAACGAACACCUGGUUUUCGACAGACACACUGGUGAGAUGAUUGAAGGAGCUUCGGUUGAUGAAUAUGGUGUUAUCCACCUUCCUGAUGGUGAUUUAUUUCUGUUGCCUCAUGUCGUUUAUCCUCGAUAUAUUCGAGUUUCAACAGGGUUGUCCAAUUCUUCCGUGGUUUUGGAUUCUUCGACUGGUGAAUUUCUAAGUGGAUCACUCUUGGGUGGAUCUCUUUUUCGUUUAGAUAACGGGGAUGUUAUUGCUAUCGGUAAUGUGACUGGAGGUCGUUUCGUUGUUUAUUGGGGUGAAAAUAAUACUCUUCCUCGUAUUUAUGAUACAUUGUUGGGUAAUGUUGUCCCUGGAUCAUUUCUUCGCCCUGAUGGUUGGAUUGAAUUUUCUGAUGGUUUGGUUUUUCCUCUUCUUGAUGAUGUUUCUACUGGUCAACGUUAUUUUAUUUUCCGUAAUACUUCAUCAACGCUGGACAUAGUCUACGAUGCUAUAUCAGGGCGACCUGUUUUCGAUUCAUUUGUUGAUGAAAAUGGCAAAAUUCAUUUAGCAAAUGGAUCUAUUAUAAAUCCUAUAGCUUAUAAUUAUUCAGUGUUACCAACUGACGAUGUUUCUCAUCCUGAUUAUGCAUCGAUACUUCGUGAGCGUAAAAAUGCUUCAUUAUUUCAAAUUGUUUCAUUAAAUUCUACUACUGUAACGAAACCUGAAGAAAUGGAUUUAAUUUCUCCAGAUGAAGUUGAGAAAAUAGCCAAUGUCAGUUCAUGCGCUUGUAUUGAAGAUCUAUUUCGACGGGGUCUUCUAAGGCUGAAAGGAGAAAAGGGAGAUCGUGGUGACAUGGGACCGAUGGGACCUCAAGGACCUCCUGGUAUUUGUCCAGCAACUUGUCAAUCGAAUACCUCUACUAGUUUAAUGGGAUCUAAAGGUGAACCUGGUCCUCCUGGUGUUUGUACAAUUGAUCAGUGUAAAGAAGCUGCAAUACCUGGACCACAGGGACCACCUGGAGAAAAGGGUGAAAAAGGUGAUCCUGGCAUAGUUGAUCUUACAGAUGAACAAUCAGUUUCAUCCAUUAGACAAGCUAUUGAAGAUUUCAUUUUACAACCAGAAAUUCAAAAACAACUUCGUGGACCAAAAGGUGAUCCAGGUGAAUGUUCAUGUUUGAGUGAUGCAGCGGAUAAUUCUCCACAGAAAAAAUAUCCAUCAUUCAAUAGAUUUGAUGAUUCCAAUGGUAUAUCAAGGAAUGAUAAAAAUAGUAAUAAUGGUGAAAUUGCUGGUUAUGGUGCAAUGGUAUUGGAGACUGAAGGGGAUUUGAGCAAAGUAUCACAUGCUUUCCCAAUUGGUACUAUGGUUUAUAUCAAACAAGCAGAUACAUUCUACUUGAAGACAGUGGAACAAACUAAUACAUGGCGCAUAAUAAACUUGCUUUCUAAGGCAGAUGCAGUUAAUUUGCCUAUCCCAAAACCUACGCCAGCUCCUGUCUUCGAACCACAAUACUAUCCAGUAAUAAAAGGGAAAAAGCUUUACUUAGUUGCCCAAAAUGAAGCAUUACGUGGUGAUUUAAAGCAUGGUGAUCGUAUAACCGGUGCACAUGCUGGAUCAAUAUUUGCAUGUCAACGUGCAGCAAAUUUGAAAGGCUUAGGAAGAGCAUUUUAUCCAUUAUUGAGUACAGAUAUGUUCAAUAUGGAUUAUGUUGUACCACCAACAUACAGAUAUGGGAUUCCAUUGGUCAACUUAUAUGGUGAAGUUUUAUUCGAUGAUUUUAUGAGUCUUGUUGAAGGACGUUCAAGACCUCAAGCGAAAUUACUGAAUUUUGAUGGAGUUGAUAUAACUGAUGAUAUUGUAGCACCAUGUUUAUGGAUUGGUCAAAAACCGAUUUAUUUAAAUGGGGAUUAUGAAUAUGCAGCUCAGUCGAAAUGUCGUAAUUGGCAAUCAACAUACCCUGGUGAAAAUGGUUUAGCUGUCUCUCUACCAAUUAUUGAGAAUGCACCCGGAUUAUUUUCUAAACAAAAUUUUAAAUUAGUGUCAUGUUCUAAAUUUUGUCGAUUAUUGUGUAUACAAAUUAUUCCAUCAGAUGCUUAA